UCUUCCUUGCUUCUCUGCUCACUCACCGUUCUCACCUCAUUUUUUUUAUAUCCUAUUUGUAAUUUUAUUUCUGCCGGUGAGUUCCGGCGAGGUAGUUAGGGUUCCGGCGAGAAUGGCAUUGCUUUCAGAUCUGGGGACGGAGAUCGUGAUUCCGGUGUGCGCCGUCAUCGGCAUCGCCUUCUCGCUCUUUCAGUGGUACCUUGUCUCGCGUGUGAAGGUCAAGCCGGACCACGGCGGCGAGCCGGCAGCUAAGAACGGGAAGAAUGGGUACGGCGACUACUUGAUUGACGAGGAGGAAAGCAUCAACGACCAGAACGUUGUCGCCAAGUGCGCCGAGAUCCAGAACGCUAUUUCUGAGGGCGCGACGUCUUUCCUGUUCACCGAAUAUCAAUAUGUCGGCAUCUUCAUGGUUGCAUUUGCGGUCCUCAUCUUCCUCUUCCUGGGCUCGGUCGAGGGUUUCAGCACAAAGAGCCAGGCAUGCACUUACAACAAGGACAAGCUGUGCAAGCCAGCUCUCGCAACUGCUCUCUUCAGCACAAUAUCCUUCGUGCUCGGUGCCAUCACAUCUGUCCUUUCCGGUUUCUUCGGUAUGAAAAUCGCAACCUACGCAAACGCAAGGACAACAUUGGAAGCCAGGAAAGGCGUCGGCAAAGCCUUUAUUGUUGCGUUCAGAUCCGGAGCGGUUAUGGGUUUUCUCCUCGCUGCAAACGGUCUGUUGGUUCUGUAUAUCACCAUCAAUGUAUUCAAGAUCUACUAUGGCGAGGAUUGGGAAGGUCUUUUCGAGGCGAUCACUGGUUAUGGUCUCGGUGGUUCCUCCAUGGCUCUGUUUGGCAGAGUCGGUGGUGGUAUAUACACCAAGGCUGCUGAUGUCGGCGCUGAUCUCGUCGGAAAGGUCGAGCGGAACAUUCCGGAAGAUGACCCUAGAAAUCCAGCUGUGAUUGCCGACAAUGUAGGUGACAAUGUUGGAGAUAUUGCUGGAAUGGGGUCCGAUCUUUUCGGUUCGUACGCUGAAGCUUCUUGUGCUGCUCUGGUCGUGGCUUCGAUUUCCUCUUUUGGGCUGACUCAUGACUUCACUGCAAUGUGCUAUCCGUUGCUUAUUAGCUCCAUGGGUAUACUCGUUUGCUUAAUCACUACCCUUUUCGCUACCGACUUUUUCGAGAUCAAGGCUGUCAAGGAAAUCGAGCCAGCGUUGAAGAAGCAGCUCAUCAUAUCCACCAUUCUUAUGACCGUGGGGAUUGCUAUUGUCACAUGGACUUGUCUGCCAUCAUCGUUCACCAUUUUCAAUUUCGGUGCACAAAAAGUUGUCAAGAACUGGGAGCUGUUCCUCUGUGUUUGUGUUGGGCUUUGGGCUGGACUAAUCAUCGGAUUUGUGACUGAAUAUUACACCAGUAACGCUUACAGUCCUGUGCAAGAUGUUGCUGAUUCGUGCAGAACUGGUGCUGCGACAAAUGUUAUAUUUGGUCUUGCGUUGGGAUACAAAUCGGUUAUAAUUCCCAUCUUUGCGAUUGCAGUUAGCAUUUUUGUUAGUUUCAGCUUUGCUGCUAUGUACGGUAUAGCAGUGGCUGCUUUGGGCAUGCUGAGCACAAUUGCAACUGGAUUGGCAAUUGAUGCAUAUGGUCCUAUUAGUGAUAAUGCUGGUGGUAUUGCUGAGAUGGCUGGUAUGAGCCACAGGAUUCGCGAGAGAACCGAUGCCCUCGAUGCUGCUGGAAAUACCACUGCUGCUAUCGGAAAGGGGUUUGCAAUCGGAUCCGCAGCACUCGUCUCAUUGGCCCUCUUCGGUGCCUUUGUGAGCCGUGCUGGAAUUACGAAAGUUGAUGUGUUGACCCCUAAGGUCUUCAUAGGUUUGCUGGUGGGUGCAAUGCUCCCAUAUUGGUUCUCAGCCAUGACAAUGAAGAGCGUUGGUAGCGCAGCUUUGAAGAUGGUGGAGGAAGUGAGAAGGCAGUUCAACGAGAUUCCGGGCCUCAUGGAGGGUACUGCAAAGCCCGAUUAUGCCACGUGUGUCAAGAUCUCCACCGAUGCGUCCCUUAGGGAAAUGAUACCACCUGGCGCCCUUGUCAUGCUUACCCCUCUCAUCGUUGGAACCUUUUUCGGCGUUGAAACCCUCUCCGGUGUUCUUGCUGGUUCUCUUAUUUCUGGUGUUCAGAUAGCAAUUUCUGCAUCCAACACUGGUGGUGCAUGGGACAAUGCAAAGAAGUACAUUGAGGCUGGUGCUUCUGAGCACGCAAGAACACUGGGCCCCAAGGGAUCGGAGCCACACAAGGCGGCCGUGAUCGGAGACACGAUUGGAGAUCCACUCAAGGAUACAUCGGGUCCCUCACUCAACAUCCUCAUCAAGCUCAUGGCAGUCGAAUCCCUCGUUUUUGCUCCCUUCUUCGCCACUCACGGUGGCCUUCUAUUCAAGCUCUGAACUAUAUGAUUAAUCAGUACUCGGGUUUUAUCUUCACCUCGUCAUUUUACUGAGCGACGUUUCGUGUGUUUUUAAUGAGCUGAUAAUGAUGAUAAUAGUGAUCUAAAGAGGCGGUGUUAUCUGUUUUUUUUUUCUUCGUCCCAAGGCGCUUUAGAAUAUCUGUAGUUCUAUUUGUAAGAGGAAUUAGUUUUACUUUUUGCUCAGGUAGCAUUUAUUUGUCUUAGGUUUUUGGUUGUCCUAUGUUGUUGUAACAUUUGAUGUUGUUGUAACAUUUAUUUUUAUUUGGUUAAAUCCUCUCUACUUUUGUUCUAC
Molecule: messenger RNA, 2719 nt
Organism: Erythranthe guttata (spotted monkey flower)
Lineage: Eukaryota; Viridiplantae; Streptophyta; Magnoliopsida; Lamiales; Phrymaceae
Product: pyrophosphate-energized vacuolar membrane proton pump 1
Biological process (GO): proton transmembrane transport
Cellular component (GO): membrane
Molecular function (GO): inorganic diphosphate phosphatase activity; diphosphate hydrolysis-driven proton transmembrane transporter activity
Source: RefSeq, a predicted model, not a curated record